Trichobilharzia regenti is the source of this 3022-nucleotide messenger RNA. NCBI's taxonomy places the organism in Eukaryota, Metazoa, Platyhelminthes, Trematoda, Strigeidida, Schistosomatidae. The record is from the annotation of a GenBank genome assembly.
GGAAUUGGGAAUUCCCUACAAUCCAAUAACAUAUAAAUUAUUGACAAAAAAAUUCACCGAGCGAAAUUUCAACCAACAUGCCGGAUAGGUCCAGCCGGGAAAACCUCAGUCUUUCCAAAUAGCGCUCAUUGAAAAGACUACGUUACACCUACUAAUGUGCAGUGGUCGAGUUCUUCCCUAUUAAAAAUUAACGCCUCUUUCGCUCACGAAAAUACAAGAUGGGAGAGGGAUUUUUACGUGCUGAUAACACAAACUACUUGUGACCUUUCAACAUAUGUGAACUGAAAACUGAAAUGAUGACCGUCUUCACUUCUCAACGAAUCUGUGUUUUUUGUUCAAUUUCCGUCAUUAUUUUCGGAACGAUACUUCUAUACAUUCAUGUCUAUUAUUCCCAAAGUAUACCUUCUAUUCUGUUGAAAUUUCCAUAUCGUAUAACGGACAUAGAAAAUUCUGUAAGUUUCUAGUAUUUAUGAAUAUGUUAUUUAAUCAAAUUCCUCCAGGUUUUAUAAAGUGUAUUUGUAAUGAUAGUAUUUACAUAUUUUAUAUGUAGUUAGAUUAAUCAACUAAGUUAUUCCCAAGGAAAUUACGUAAAUUAUUGUUAUCUCAUCACAAACGCUUGCUUUGCUCCAGAGAUGAUUUCUUCACAAUUAAUGUAGUUUUAAGUGACAUUGCUACGUGUAAUUCUUCUAUCUUUUUUUAUUGUAGAUGCUUUCACAACGACCAGAAUGCCCCAGGGAUACUCCUAAUGCGGAUUCAUCAUUUUUUCUUGUUCCCAGUUGGGCAUCUGGAUAUCUCGAAGACAGUACCUACCUGGUCUCAUUUAGUAGAAGAGUACACAUCAUCAUCCUUUCAGCCUAAAAUUGUUCUUUCACAAACUCGCUAUGAUACGUCCACUAACCUUACGAGAGUGGUGGUUGUCAAUAGCACUUCUAACGCUGAAAACAAGACACAAUCACUGGAGAAGUUUGUUGGAAUGUGGCGUCCAGUUGACUGUGAUCCAACUGAAAGACUAGCUAUCAUCGUGCCUUAUCGAAAUCGGGACUCCCACUUGCGUAUGUUUUUAGAACAUAUGCAUUCGUUCCUACGGAAGCAAAGACUUAUGUAUACGAUAUUCGUUAUUAACCAAGAUGGUACAACGCAUUUCAAUCGUGCUCUCCUUUUAAACAUAGGAUUUAUUGAGUCUAUGCGAGUGGCUAAAUUUGACUGUUUUAUAUUUCAUGAUGUGGAUCUAUUACCUGAAGACGAUCGAAAUACUUACCGAUGUUCCAAUCAACCGAGACAUUUAUCAGUUGCUGUAGAUAAAUUCAGUUAUCAUCUUCCUUAUCAACAAAUUUUUGGAGGUGCAGUAGCACUAACUAGAGAACAGUUUGUAAAAGUUGGUGGGUUUUCGAACUUGUAUUAUGGAUGGGGUGGCGAAGAUGAUGACUUAUAUGCUAGAGUUAUUAACGCCAAAUACAUAAUCGUGCGGUAUCCUGAGGAAAUUGCGCGUUACAAAAUGAUCAGUCACAACAGAGAUCCAAAUAAUCCGGUUAAUCCACAACGUCAAAAACUUCUAGAUAGUGCUUCAUCUCGUUUCAAGACAGAUGGCUAUUGGAAUGCCAACUAUACACUACUGGAAGCUUAUCCCGCCUACAAUGGUCUCUUCUAUUGGGUUUCAGUGAGUGUUAUCAAUUAAUCUGCUUAUAGUGAAAUUCCCUGCUUUUUGCUUGCUUUUACAGCAAGUUUACUUAUUUCAUAAUUGUUGAUUUACAUAAAAAAUUAGGUGUUCUUGCUGAUUGAGUCGUUCAAAAUCUCACCAUGUGACUUAUCCAGUACAAAAAUGCAAAAACUAUGUACCAUUCCAUUCUCUCUGUGUCGGUGAAGACCGUUUUCAUAAUUUAUAAACAUAAUGUCAAUUAAUUGAGUAGUUUAAUGAAUUAGUCAAUGAAAAAAUUAGGCAAAUUCCUCUUCAUCUUGAAUCACAGUUCAUACUUUAGUUGUCAUUUUUCUUGUCAAUACUCUUAAGGGAACUAAGCGAAACUUCUCUUUCUACUAUGUUCUCAUUAUUCACUAUCUAAUCUUUUCUUAAUGUAUUUUAACCUUCUGUUACAUUCUAUGGUUGCAUUUUGCUGGGUGUUUUGUGUAUUCUAUGUAUGUAUUUGUUUUCAUCUUUUCACUAUUAUCUUCUUGUCUGUUCCCUUCUAGUAUUGCUGACAUUAAUGGAAUGCUCGAACAGAGGUUUCUAUUUGUGUCGGUUCCUAUGAAAUGUAUUUACCACCAAGUCUCUGUUUCUCAUUUGCAACAUAAGACCUCCAUCUUGUUUAUCGUUUGUGAUAACUGUAGCACUUUUCAUCUUGAAAAAAAGCGUAAACACUACAAUAACACUAAGUCUUUAAAAAGUUACUGUUGUACUGAAUUGAUAGAACUAAUUCUUAAAAGUACCAAUCGGUCAAUGUAGUAUCUCAGAAGUUAAGAUCUUUGCUGUUGAAGUUAUGUGCCAUUACUUUUUCUGGCUGAUUCACAUAAAAUGUCUUUUUUUUCUGAGUUUCUUUGAAUUAUGAAAUUUUUGAUUUUUCUUGACAAUAUUCUUAAUUAUUUCUUUAGAAUUUUUCUUUUUUCUCUCUUCAUACAUAUCAUGACAGGCGUUAAUUGAACUUUUAUUCUCCUGUUUGCAAUAUGACUAAAGAGUUACAGUGAAUUUAUAUUGUAUCAAUCUCUUUUCCUAGAUACCUGGUUACAAUCUACAUUUGGUCUCUUUGUUACUAGGUAAAAUCUUGUCGUAAACAGAAAAGAUAUUUAUCUUACUUUUAGCAAUGCCUAAUUAGUCUGUUGUAUACAAAACUCAUCUUUCUACUCAGGAAUUCAAACAUAUUUGUACUAUUUCUUUGUUUAUUCCCUGUUUGUAUGGUAUGUGGAUGAUGUUAAACUUAUCCUGAAUUUUCAAUUUUUCGAACAGAAUACUUGUUUCUGUUUUUUUUACAAUGCUUUUCCAGAACUAGUAUUUUUUUAUGUAAUUCAGUAAACUAUGCCUAAUCAAAAAAAA